This is a messenger RNA of Penaeus vannamei (Pacific white shrimp), 3845 nucleotides long. The record is from RefSeq and is a predicted model, not a curated record. Lineage: Eukaryota; Metazoa; Arthropoda; Malacostraca; Decapoda; Penaeidae.
GGGUCCACUUCUUUGGGUCCUCAACGUUGUACCUCCAUGAUAGUGGGGGGGGGACUUGGAGCCCCCCCACACACAUGUCCCACAUCAUGAUGCCCUCCCCAGGGUAUACAGGAGGCGGGGGGAUCCUAGCCCCGCCUCCCUCGACCAGCCCCACCAGCAGUCCCACGCGCCCUGUCCAAGGCUCUCACUCUGCCCAGGCCUCCCCCACCAACACUCUCAAAACUGUGCGACCCAGAGCUAGAUCAGCCGAUGAAUCUGUUUCAGGCAAGAAGGUUAGUAACCAGUUAGUCAGACAGUCAUCAAAAGACACAGUGGAGGACUGGGAGAUACCAGUAGAUGAAAUCCUGAUUGGUCAUCGCAUCGGGUCCGGCUCAUUUGGGACUGUGUAUCGGGGUCACUGGCAUGGCCCAGUCGCAGUCAAAACAUUAAAUGUCCGUGAUCCAACACCAGCACAGUACUCAGCCUUCAAGAAUGAAGUCUCGGUACUCAAGAAAACAAGACACGUUAAUAUAUUGCUGUUUAUGGGGUGUGUGAAGACGCAGCAGCUGGCCAUUGUGACACAGUGGUGUGAAGGCUCUAGCCUUUACAAGCACCUUCAUGUACAGGAAAACAAAUUUGAACUUAUGAGAAUUAUAGACAUUGCCAGGCAAACGUCACAAGGCAUGGAUUACCUCCAUGCAAAGAAUAUUAUUCAUAGAGAUCUUAAAUCCAAUAAUAUAUUCUUGCAUGAUGAUUAUACAGUCAAGAUUGGUGAUUUUGGUCUGGCCACAGUCAAGGGUGGCCGCUGGAGCCAAGAGAGCCCGGGAGGCAGACAGAUUCAGCAGCCGUCUGGAUCAAUCCUCUGGAUGGCGCCGGAGGUCAUCCGUAUGCAGGACGAGAACCCGUACACUUUCCAAAGCGAUGUGUACGCCUUUGGGAUCGUUUUGUAUGAACUCUUCUCGGGCUGCCUCCCCUAUUCGCAUAUAAACAACAAAGAUCAGAUAUUAUUCAUGGUUGGCCGAGGCUUUUUGCGGCCAGACAUGUCCUACUUACGGUCAGAUAUGCCCAAGCCAAUACGUCGCAUCUUAGAUGAUUGUAUUAAAUACAAUCGAGAUGAUAGACCGCUGUUCCAACAGAUCCUAGCCAACUUAGAAUCACUAGUACGUUCCUUGCCAAAAAUACAUCGUUCAGCAAGUGAGCCGACACUUACGCGCACACACCUUAACAGUGACGACAUGAUCUAUUUGUGUGCGUCACCCAAGACACCCAUCAACUCCGGCGCCUUCCCCUUCUCCAUGACCGGCAACAUUUAGUGUGCGCGCUUGAAGGUGGUCGCCUUGGAUGCCACAACAACCCUUGUUGUCCCUCCCCCCCCCAAAGGAGACUCUACUAGACUUGUCAGCUGGCGUCCCGUGUCCUGCGCCUCGUGUCCUGGACUCCCAGCAGUUGAGGCGUUGGACGGAGUAUUCCAUCGCACGUCGGCAGCGGAAAUUCUUCAUCCCCUAGGCCAUACCAGCUGAGUCACCACAUGGAGUGCACCUCACCUAGAAUCCACUGAGAAGUUCCAAACAGCUUACCUAGGCUUGCCAGCAGAUUUGUUCCAUGGACAAUAAUCUGUGUUAAGUUGUCUUAGACAACAUAUCCAGGCUGAAUCAAUGAUAUUGUUAAAUGGACAAUAAUUUUUAUCCUGAGUUGUCCCCGAGAGCUACUACAGACCUUACAAACUAAGCCACCUGAGGAGCCAGCUCCCCAAGAUCUGAGAUGAAGGAGUUGCCUCACAGUGUUCCCUGGCCUCAUCUACUGAGUUACAUCAACUCCCCUGGUCUAAUUGUAUUAGUUACGUCAACUCCCUUGGCCUUAUCAGUUGAAUAAAUUCCAUCUCCAUGGUUUUUAUCAGCCGAUUCAUCAACUUGGCCUCAUUAGCAGUAUUGUUGACUCCCCUGGCCUCUCAUCAUCAUUAUCAUCAUCAUCAGCUUGUUGGUGUGUGGUGUUCAGGCAUAUGCCAGCUGUUUUGUAUCAGCAGUGGAGGUACGUCACCACCUCAAGCCUUAUAAAUUAUUUGCCUCGGUUAUUUAGUGGACACAUCAGCAGCCUUAUGCCAGUUCAGACUAUGGCUCCAUCUACCCAAGCAUUGCGCAUGUUAAGGUCUUUACAAUAUAGUAUUUCACAUAAUUAAGGUGAUGAUAUCGUGUGUGAUUUUUUUAGUUUCAAUGCGUCCUCUGUAGAUGUGAAUGCAAGCUACUUGUCCCAAAUUGUUAUGUUUACUUGACCAUGCAGAAGUGUACCUAGCUACAGUUUAGAGAAACCAAUAAUUUGCUAAGAAGUAAAGAAGUUUGAUAACUGUAUUCAAGCUUUGUAAGUGCACAGCCUUAUGUAUAAUGAAAUAGCCUUUUUUAGGUCAAUUUGUAAGGUUUGCUUUUAUGUGCAACAGCUUGAGCAAACUAGUUUCUUUGGUUGCUCAACUGUCCUCCAAAAUAAGCAGGUUUUAUUCUAGUCUCAAGCGAUGUCAAUUCCUAUCUAUGGGCAUGUAAUAGGUUAUCCAAUAUCUUGUAUGGAACUGCAUUAGGGUACAGUUUAAUGCAGUAACUGAAUUUUUAUCACAGUGUGAGAUGACUUUCUAUCAAGAACUUCCCAUUAUUAUUAUUUUUUAAAAUCAAAUUUACUUUUCAUUUUAUUUAUUUGUAUUUCUUAAUUUUUUUCAAGUACUUGCUACUAUUCCCUGCCUGCUCAGACGCAGUGAAUUAGCGGCGCAGGCCACUCGAGUCAUUAUCCCACGUGAUGCCAUCCAUGAUGUAUUACACCUCUUUGGUUGUCGAAGGGACUCCACGCACCACUCAUGAACAUUCCAUAAUAAUGACUUGGCAAUAUGUCAUUGAUCUCCAAGUACUAAUGUGAUGAAUGAAAUGUAUUUUUUGGUGAUACUGUAUUAGUUUUUUUCUUUUGUUUUUGUUUUAUUUUUAGUUUCAUUCAAGGGUAGUAGUUGUAGUAGAAUGCAUCUGUUCACAAGGCCCAAAGAGCUCGUUUUGUAUAUUUCUGCCCCAGAGUAUAGUCAGAUUGAAAUUCUUAGAGACAAGAUAAAUGUUUUUUAAAUAUGAAUUUGCAGUCGUGAAAGGUUGUCUGUUGGUAAGCACUAUCAAGAAAUUGACAUUGUCUUGAUUAGCUCUACAAUAUAAGUACACCCAGGAAUUACAAGGGAAGUGGCAUGAGGUGAAAGAUGUGCUUGCAAUAUUGCACCAUUUCUAAUUGGAGAACCCUUCUUGAAGCUGAUUGAGAAUGAGAUAUACAUACAAAGAACAGCUAUCUGCACUAUAGACCUGCAGGUAGUUGUGAAGGCCAGGGGGAUUUGCAUCAGUAGAGCCAGGAUACUGCCAGGCUUUGUCGACAUACUGGUCAGCUGUAAAUAACCUUGGAGGUCACCUGCACAAGUCAACUAGGUGUGGGGAGCAAAAAUUUGUGAUUAUGUUUUGGGGGUGGCGGAUGGUCGUGUUGAAGGCAGCAGACCAGCAGGCCCUCACAGCUUCAGUUUCCCUUCGUCUCCCCUCCUUUCCCUUCCCCUCCCCCAGCCCCAUCCUCGACCCCUCAUUCCCUCUCUCCCUUCGUCCCCCCUCCUUUCCCUUCCCCUCCCCCAGCCCCAUCCUCGACCCCUCCCCCUCCCUUCGUCCCCUCCUCCUGACUCCAUCUUGUCCAUUGCUUUCCUUUUUAACCUCACUUUCCUCCUCAUUUUCUUACUCAUGUUCCACUCCUCCCAACUCUCCCACUGUCCCCCUCCAACCCUGGACGCCACCAGUCCAUGUACAGACUUCACACUGAGUGAUACUGUCGUGCAGUCAUCCCACGAUCCAUUACCAUAUUGUUUUAUCAUUGUU